UGUCCUUUUAACUAUAAUCUUCUUCUGUUCUGUCAAACUCUUGCACUUGAGGCCAUUCAAUUAAAUUUGUAAGAUGGGAAGCUUCUUUUUACUAAUUAACCGUUUUCUUCAAGCCUUAAUGAUCAUCGUCCUUCCUUGUUUCUUCACCAGUGUAAUUUGCACAAAUUUUGAAAGCCCAUCACAAUUAUCUUCCUUACUCCCCCCAUUACCUCCACUACCACUAAUCCCCUCAUUACCUCCAAUUAUCCCUGAGCUUUUGAACUUCACAGACCAAAGACUAGCUCUGGUGUACCCUAUAAUAAACGCCUUCAAGAACAUCAUCACUUCAGACCCUUUAGGCAUCACUCAAACCUGGGUUGGCUCGGAUAUAUGCUCCUACAAGGGCUUCUACUGUGAUAAACCACCAGACAAUCAAAGCGCCGUUGCUCUAGCCUCCAUCGAUUUCAAUGGCUUCCAACUCAGUGCUCCCAGUAUCGACGGCUUCAUCGACCAACUUCCUGACCUUGCACUCUUCCAUGCAAACUCUAACAACUUUUCAGGUAUCAUUUCUCCAAAAAUUGCAAAUCUCAAAUAUCUGUACGAGCUUGACAUAAGCAACAACAACUUCUUUGGCCCUUUCCCCACGGCUCUUCUCACCAUGAAUAGCCUAUCAUUUUUGGACAUUCGUUUCAACUCUUUUACUGGGUCUGUACCACCACAAAUUUUCAAGAAAACCCUAGACGUCCUCUUCAUUAACAACAACAAAUUCACACUAAAACUUCCAGACAACCUUGGAGCUACACCAGCCCGUUAUCUCACUUUAGCCAACAACAAUUUCACCGGGCCAAUCCCAAAAAGCAUUGGCAGCGCUUCAUCAACUUUGAUAGAAGCUCUACUCAUGAACAAUUUGAUAACGGGUUGCGUCCCUUAUGAACUAGGGUUUCUAAAAGAUGCAACACUCUUUGAUGCUGGAAACAACCAAUUGACAGGGCCAUUGCCGUGUUCAUUGGGAUGCUUGGAGAAGAUUGAGCAGCUUAAUUUCGCCGGAAACUUCCUCUAUGGAAAGGUGCCGGAGGUGGUGUGUGAAUUAGGGAACUUGGCCAAUUUAUCGUUGUCUAACAACUAUUUUACGAUGGUUGGGCCAAUUUGUAGGAAGCUGAUUAAAAGUGGGGUUCUUGACUUGAGGAAGAACUGCAUUCGUGAUCUUGCAGAUCAAAGAUCAGUGGAGGAAUAUGCCUCGUUUUCCUUGCACCCUAGAAGUUGCCAGCAUCCGGAGAGCUUUAGUUUCAUGCCUUGUAAGGUUCCCCCAAAAUAGAAGGGACAUUUGGAUUCUUAUGCUGCUCGUUCGCGGCACAGAUUAAUGUGAGGACUUGCUAUAGGGUUAUAGCUGGUCAGGGUAUAGAUCAUAAAUAAUGUAGUAGGGAUCGAUACGAGAAUACUUGUUAAUGUUAUGUGAUUAAAUGAAACAUAAGAUAUUCGGAUGCAUAAGUGAAUAUUCUUAAUAA
Molecule: messenger RNA, 1484 nt
Organism: Prunus avium (sweet cherry)
Lineage: Eukaryota; Viridiplantae; Streptophyta; Magnoliopsida; Rosales; Rosaceae
Molecular function (GO): protein binding
Source: RefSeq, a predicted model, not a curated record